GAUGACGUCAGACGUCGUCGUUACGUACGGAGCUUGGUACGGUGCAUCUGUUUGACUGCCCCGAUGUAUUCGUAGACAGUUACAAAGUUUGUAAGAAUUUACAAAAAGGUGUUCACGCGGUGUCUUAAUCACACUCUGCACAUCAAUCCGACCGCAGACGUUUAGCUCAAACACAGGAUUUGACAGAACGAAUGGUGCUGGUGUGAUCGUAAUUCUAUUCAUUUCCUUCUUCUUCCCCUUGACUCGGGGGGACUAAGCUGCACAACACACUGCCGACAGCGGGUCAUCAGAGAUGUCUGGUCGUGUGUGCGCCAGCAUCCUUCAAAGAGCUUCGAGCUACACUCUGCCUCCGUCCUCCUCCGUACUCGAGCGUGUCCACCUCGUAGCGGUUCCUUCCUCUCAGCCUCCUCGACCUGCCUCCCUCCGUCGCCUCUCCUCUACCUGCAGACCAGACCAGCUGCGCUCCAGUGGCGAUGAGGCGUCAAGAAGUUGGUCUCGAAGAGGGCGACACUUUUCGACGAGUGAGGAUCUCGACUUCCAGCUCAACCUGAUGCAAAUCAACAGCAUUCUGCGAUCUAAUGAGCAGAUUGUGAGUGUGCCAGAGUUUGAUGGCAGGGGUCUCAGUGGUGUGAGGAAGUUUGAGAGUAACCAGCUUGCUGCUAACAAACCUAAUGAGGACCGUCGCAGUGCCGCCACCUGCCUACAGUCUAAAGGUAUGCUCUUUGGUGUGUUUGACGGCCAUGGGGGUUGGGCGUGUGCCCAAGCCGUCAGUGAGCGGCUGCUGUACUACGUAGCAGUUGCAAUGAUGCCAAAGAAGAGCUUGGAGGAGCUGGAGAGGUGCAUGGAGCAUGGCAGACCUGUUCCCCCUAUCUUGCAGUGGUACAAACACCACGCAGACCUCAACUAUCGCGAAUCUGCCUCGCUCUACAUCAACCACCUCAGAGUUUUCUGGCAAGAGCUACUGGACAGUGAGGAACAUGGUGAGGGCAUGAAUCCCAAGGACGCUCUGGAAUGCGCCUUCAAACGGCUUGACGCUGACAUCUCCUUGGAGGCUCAAGUGCCCCUUUCCAAUGACCUGAUGAAAAGCACAGCCAUCCAGGUGGCGUUCGCCGGUUGCACUGCCUGUGUGGCACAUGUUGGCGUAGACGGGAUCCACGUGGCGAAUUCCGGCGACUGCCGAGCUGUGUUGGGAGUACGGGAGGAGGACGGUUCAUGGAGCGCUUUACCCCUAUCCCAGGACCAUAACUCGAAUAACCAGGCUGAGGUGGAGCGAAUCAAAGCCCUACACCCGCCCUCAGAGAGAGACACGGUGGUCACAGAUGAAAGACUGCUCGGGAUCCUGAUGCCCCUGCGUUCAUUCGGCGAUGUGAGGUUCAAGUGGAGCUGUGAGUUGCAGCAGAGCAUUUUAUCCAACCUGGAAUCUGGAGUGGAUCUCGACUCCCUCAACCUGUACCAGUACACUCCGCCCAACUACCUAACUCCACCCUACCUGGAUGUGACACCUGACAUAACCUAUCACAAGCUCAGACCUCAGGACCACUUCCUGAUUCUCGGCACCGACGGGCUGUGGGAUGAACUCGGAAACCAGGAGGCUGUUCGACUGGUCGGAGAGCACCAGAGUGGGAUUCACCUACAGUCUCCAGUUUCACCAUCUGAGAGGCGGCUAAAAUUGGGUUUGAUGCUUGAACUCCUACUGAAACGAAGGGCCCGUGCCACCCCCGCCCUAGACGCCAACGCUGCCACACACCUCAUCAGACAUGCUCUUGGCACAGGGGAGUACGGGGAACUGUGCCAGGGGAGAUUGGCCGCAAUGCUCGCUCUGCCCGAGGACCUGGCUCGAAUGUACAGGGACGACAUCACAGCUACUGUGGUGUAUCUGAACUCUGACCUGGCCAGACCUUGCCACAGCUAACAGAUUUUAUUUAUUUGUUUCUUACAGUGCUGGAUGGAGAUAGAGAUUAUUUUAAGUUUACAAAUGGUAAUCAAAUCAUUUCAAACUGUUACAUAAUUGAUUUAUAAAUACUUUUAAAUGUAAGGACAGUUCUCAGCUUUGUAUUAUGUACAGCAACUUUCUUUGAAUAUCACUGUUCCAUAUGUUCAACACGGGUUACAUGUUCAUGAUUGCAGCAUUUUAUUUGGUCCAAAAUACACAUUUUUGUAUUCUUGAGAGUAUUCAUGAUGAAUGUUUUAUAUCCAAGUUGCAUGCAAGUGGAAACAUUCUCACUCUGUUUUUGCCUCGUCAGAACUUUUGUUUCUAAUUGUCUUGCACAGUUGCUUCAGACAAUCCAUUUUCCUGUUUACUGUGAAGUAUAUUUUUAAUGUUGUAUAACUGUACUGUCUUUAAUGUGAAUGUCAAAUGUGUAUAAGUUGUCACUGCACUGGUCAAGUGCUUCAUAUUAAACAAUUGAGAAAUUUU
Scophthalmus maximus (turbot) is the source of this 2416-nucleotide messenger RNA. It is a transcript of the gene pdp2, whose product is annotated as putative pyruvate dehydrogenase phosphatase isoenzyme 2. The record is from RefSeq and is a predicted model, not a curated record. The transcript has 9 exons. Gene Ontology annotation, molecular function: protein serine/threonine phosphatase activity; cation binding. NCBI's taxonomy places the organism in Eukaryota, Metazoa, Chordata, Actinopteri, Pleuronectiformes, Scophthalmidae. Bases 293 to 1912 code for a protein of 539 amino acids. Gene Ontology annotation, biological process: protein dephosphorylation.